Messenger RNA from Entrophospora candida, 1188 nucleotides. Lineage: Eukaryota; Fungi; Glomeromycota; Glomeromycetes; Entrophosporales; Entrophosporaceae. The record is from the annotation of a GenBank genome assembly.
AUGUCUACAACUAAUAAUCCUAAUUCACCAACAACCGAUGCAAACUUUAUUAUCAAUAGCAAUCAUAUUCAUUAUGAGAUGAUUGGUAAUGAUAACAGUGUUAAUUAUAUUAACAACCUUAAUAGCACUGGUAUUGCUGAUUUUAAUAUUAUUAAUGUUAAUGAUAAUCUAGUAGCAUCUCAUAAAUUGAAUCAACAGACAAUUAUUCAAAAUAAUUUUUUUAGUGCAUGCCAUCAAAAUUCAUCUGCUAGUGACAUUUAUGCUUUGAUUAUUGUUCCAGCUCAACAUCAUCAACAACCAAUAGAAUCAAUUAAUAAUGAUAAUGACAUUAGCAUAAUAAGUCAAAAUCAUCAGUUCCAAAUCCAACAAUUGCAACUACAUCAACAGCAACCUAAUAAAUUUUUUCAUCACGAUCAUAUUCCACAAGUUCACCAAAAUCAUCAAUUGAUCACUAGAAAUUCUACACCAAAUUUUCAUUCUACUAUUGAUUCUAAUAAAAUUAAUAAUGGUAACAAUAACUCUAUUAAUUAUCCACUACCAUCAUCAGCAUUAUUAAAACCACCAAAUCAAGUUCCUCGUAAAGGUCAUACACGUAAAAGGUCAUUAUCAGCUCCCACUAUACCCUCAGAAAUGCAAGAUAGUCUUCCAUCAAAACCACCAAUGUCUUCUGAGGAAUAUCGACAUAAAUUGAAUGAGGAAUUGGAAAAGGUUGAUUUUAGUGAUAUUACUGUUAGUGAACUUAAAAAUUUGUUAAGACAACGUAAUAAACCUGCUACUGGAAAAAAAGCUAUUCUUAUGCAAAGACUCCAAGAAGAAGUCACAUUGUUCAAUAAUAAUUAUGGUUUUAUAAAUCAUCAAAUAUCCAAUAAAAAUUCAUUGUCAAGUAUGGAUGAUGGCAAUGAUGACAGUCAAAUGAUGAUGUCUAAUGAUCCUAAUGAUCCUACUUCACCUGUAUCAACAGCCUCACUAUUAUUAAAUGAUCCAUUAAGAAUGUUUGUUUCUUCUCCUCUCCAACAUUUUUAUAAUGAAGAAGAGGCUUUUCAGUUUAUUUUUAAUCAAAAUCAACAACAACAAAUAUCACAAGAUGAUGGAAAUAUGAUGAAUAUUAAAACUGAAGGAUAUUUUACUACUCCAUACACUUUAACUCAACAAGUUGAAGAUAUUGUUAUGGUUGGAGGUAUGGUUUGA